Morus notabilis is the source of this 2414-nucleotide messenger RNA. RefSeq names its product scarecrow-like protein 21. The record is from RefSeq and is a predicted model, not a curated record. Gene Ontology annotation, biological process: regulation of DNA-templated transcription. The coding region runs from base 499 to 2139 and encodes 546 amino acids. Gene Ontology annotation, molecular function: DNA-binding transcription factor activity; sequence-specific DNA binding. The transcript has 2 exons. Gene Ontology annotation, cellular component: nucleus. Lineage: Eukaryota; Viridiplantae; Streptophyta; Magnoliopsida; Rosales; Moraceae.
GUUUGACUUCUCCCCUUUGGUUGUGGUCUCAUAGAUUUCUUCUAGAAAGCUGAAAGAUGAUAAACAUUGAUUAUAGGAAUGCCUAAACUAUGAGAUCAAUAAAUUAGGCAUUCUUCAAUUAAUGUUAAUCGGCUUUUUGUUUCGGAAAUAGAUUCAUUUGUUCGUUCAACAAAGUCAUCUUUGACGCAUGUUUUUACAAGUGGCAUACAUGUGAGGACGUUUAUCACUUUCUAGUUGUCAUGGCUGUGAAUUCAUUUCUCAAAGGAGAUGUCGCCCUUUGACCAAACAUCCAUUCCAAGCUAGAUUAAUCGCUUACUAGUAAAAUGAGUUUGAUAUAAUUGCUCAAUUUGAAGCAACCAAGGUUUUUCAUUCACAAGAAGAAAGCUAGUUGCCAGUUAAGUUUUGGCAACACUUGUUCCACAUCAAUUGCCAAGUUUUGCAGUGGCACUCCCGAGUUUUCCCAGGUUGUGACUAAUCAAAGAAUUGGCUAUUCUUAACAUGAAAGAAUCACAGAGUUAUAGAAUUUCAAAUGGCACUCUCAGGUUCUGUGAGCAGCAAGUGAAAGAGCCAGAGGCCUGCUGUUGGCCUCCAACCCAGAAAUCGAACGAUCUUACAGGUUCUGCUAAAGGUAACCAAGAAGCCCAUCUUUCAAGCAAAGUUUUUGAACAGUACUGCACCCUUGAAUCAUCCUCUGGAACCGGUACUCACCCUGGUCAGAAUUCUUCAUCUUCUGUCAGUUUUUCACCCAGUGGAAGUCCAUCAUCACAGCCGGAAACACAGUCAUACCCCAUAGAUCAGAAUCAUUCUCCUGACAAUGCUUGCGUAUCUCCAUUCAAUCAUUCUUGCUUAACGGACGAUGCUGAUGACUUGAGGCACAAAAUAAGGGAAUUGGAAACUGCUAUGCUGGGAAUCGAUUCAGACAUCCCUGACAUGUACAACAUGUACAAUCAAGUCGAGUAUAAGGAAAGCUCUUUAGACGGAGAAAGUUGGAAACAAAUCACAGAGAUGAUUUCUCGAGGCGACUUGAGAGGGCUGCUUUGCAUUUGUGCCAAAGUGCUAGGUGAUAAUGACAUCUUAACAACUGAAUGGUUGAUCUCGGAGUUGCGCCUGAUGGUGUCAGUUUCUGGUGAUCCGGUUCAACGUUUAGGAGCUUACAUGGUGGAAGGUCUUGUUGCAAAGCUCGCAUGUUCAGGAAGUUCAAUCUACAAAUCCUUGAGAUGCAAAGAGCCUGCUGGUGCUGAACUUUUCUCAUAUAUGCAUUUACUCUAUGAAAUCUGCCCCUGCAUCAAGUUUGGCUAUAUGUCGGCAAAUGGCGCAAUAGCUGAAGCUAUGAAGGAUGAAAGUGUAGUUCAUAUAAUUGAUUUCCAGAUAGUUCAGGGCACUCAGUGGAUGAUCCUAAUCCACGCUCUCGCCACCAGGCCUGGUGGGCCCCCGAAAAUCAGGAUCACUGGCAUAGACGAUUCUACAUCAGCUUAUGCAAGGGGAGGGGGGCUUGAAGUUGUGGGAAUGAGGUUAUCAAGAAUUGCAGAGGCAUGUAAAGUGCCCUUUGAGUUCCAUGCUGUUGAAACUCGUGCUACCGAGGUUCAACUUGAGGACCUUGGAGUUCGACCCGGUGAGGCAAGUGCGGUGAACUUUGCCUUGAUGCUGCACCACAUGCCAGAUGAAAGCGUGAGCAGUCAGAAUCACAGAGACAGGCUUAUCAGGCUGGCAAAGAGCUUGUCUCCAAAGGUUGUGACCCUUGUUGAGCAAGAGGCCAACACCAAUACUGCCCCUUUCUAUCCUCGUUUUGUUGAGACACUGAACUAUUACCUGGCUUGUUUUGAGACGAUAGAUGUGACUCUGCCGAGAGAUAACAAAGAGCGGAUCAACGUCGAGCAGCACUGUCUGGCAAGAGACAUUGUUAACUUGAUAGCAUGUGAGGGGCUUGAGAGAGUAGAACGUCACGAGCUGCUUGGUAAGUGGAGAUCGAGGUUCACUAUGGCAGGGUUUAGACCUCACCCAUUAAGCCCAUUAGUAAAUGCUACUAUUAGGGCCCUGCUGCGGAAUUACAACGACAAGUUUACACUUGAAGAGAGAGAUGGGGCUCUAUAUCUUGGGUGGAUAGAUAAAGCUCUGAUCGCCUCGUGUGCAUGGCGGUGAAAAACUAAUCGUAGCUCGUGCUUGUUUGCAAGUCUUAGGUGCCUUCAAGAUGUAGAAUCUCGUAGUAAAAUGUCUUCUGUUAUCAGUUGUACCUUUGACCUUUUUGUUUUCCCUUUUGUCCCAUCUUUUGUACUUUAGUUAUAGGUGUUGUUACUAGAAACACAUAGGGAAUAAUCAUCAAGUUAGCGUUUUUACGCUUCUUAUAUCAUAGUUUAACUUUAUUGUAAUUUUACAUUUCUGUCGUGGAAUGAGAACAAAUACUUCGUGAGUACUAA